Molecule: messenger RNA, 1362 nt
Organism: Closterium sp. Naga37s-1
Lineage: Eukaryota; Viridiplantae; Streptophyta; Zygnematophyceae; Desmidiales; Closteriaceae
Source: the annotation of a GenBank genome assembly
AUGGUGGCAUUCGAGGCAGCACAAAGUGGCGCUGCCGGGUCGCCGUCUCGCGCCGCGAUGCUCGCCGCAAGCAACGCUGGUGCCGGCUCGUCAGCGAGCAGCGCUUCGGGCGGCGGCUUGACUGCAGAGGAGGACGUUACCGUUCUCGAGUGUGGAGAUCUGUCGCAGCAUAGAUCUAUCUGUCGCAGCAUAGGGCUGUACGACGUUAACGUGUUUACCCCACCCGAUUUGGUGGAGAGGCGUGAUCUGAGGCGGUUGUAUCUGUGCCUGCGGACCCUCAGCAAGCGCACCAUCGGAAUCAAGGAUUUUGAGGGCAGCAUGGUGACUGCCACGUCAGCAACACGCCACCGGCUCAUGUCGUCUGUAUCCAAAACCAUCCGACACACCACCGCCGCCCUCUCCCCCUCGCCCUCCCUCUCCUCCUCCGCCUCUCAAUCAAAACCAGCCCCAGCUGCACUGCCCCGAGCUCUGCCCUCCCCUGCCCCACCGCCCCCAGCACUUUCCUCCCCUGCCACGCCGCCCCCUGCUCUGCCCUCCCCUACCGCACCGCCCCCCCCAGCUGCUCCUCCCCCUGAUCUACCCGCCCCAGCUCUGCCCUUCCAAGCUGCCUUUGUUUCCCAAUCUGCUACCUUGCACCCUCCCCAGCAGAACCGCCUCCUAAGCCAGUCCGUCAGGGGUGAUUAUUUGCCGAACCUGCCGACUUGGCUCGGCCCGGAGCAGCAGGCGGUGCUUCGGUCGCGGUCCCCGGCACGGGUGCCCCCGUGGGUGGUGAGGGAGGGGGGAGGGCCAGCAGAGGCUGCAAGAGGGAGGAGGAGGUCGGCCUCGGUUACUGCAGUGCAACAGGCCCCUCCCGCUACAGUCACACCCAGACAGCCAACACCCCCCCGUACCCACACCUCCCCUCUACGCUCCAUCUCCCCUCCCACCACUUUCCACCCAUCCGAACCGGAGUCCCUCCCUGACACAACCACUAUGGGUAGGAGGGGCGGAGGGGGGCGGAUGGGACAGCAGGAGUUAGGUUUGUUAGAGCAGCCACAGGAGCAGCAGGGGAGGGGGUUAGGGGCGCGGAAAUGGCAGUUUCUUGCAGCAGCAGGUGCGGCGGUGCUGGUGGGAGGAGCAGUGGUGAUGGCUGCGCAGCGACAUCAACGGCUGAGAACGACCGGAGCGAGCAGCGAUUGGGAGAGUGAGAAUCCGAGGAGGAGGAGCAGUGAUUCACAGAGCCAAGGCAAGGGGAAGGGCUCAGCUGAAGCGGGUUUGGAGUCAGCAGUAGGGAAGGUGGAAUCCGAGGGAGGGUUCUCCCACUGGCUGGCUUCUAUGCCCACUGGCGCAAAGCUCACUGAGAAGGAGUUUGAUGAGAGGUAA